AUGGGGAAUCAAACCAGACUGCCUUACUUUCUGCUCCUAGAAUUCUCAAAAAAUCGACAUAUGCAGCUUUUGCAUUUCUUCUUCUUCUCUGUGUUAUAUCUGGCAACUGUAACAACAAAUCUUCUCAUCAUCUUUGCAGUAGCUUUCAGCCAUCAACUUCACAGCCCCAUGUACUUCUUUCUCAUGAAUUUGGCUCUACAGGACGUUGGCAUUGUUUCAGUCACUGUCCCAAAAUCCAUGACAAAUUCUCUCAUGGACAACAGAUGCAUCUCUUAUUUUGGUUGUGCUGCUCAAAUCUUUUUCUUUGUUUCUUUUAUAGCUUCUGAUUUCUUUCUUCUCACAGUCAUGGCAUAUGAUCGUUAUGUUGCCAUUUGCCAUCCAUUACAUUAUCACAUAAUGAUGAAUUGGAAAGUGUGCACUGAAGUAAUGAUAUUUGUGUGGGUUUCAGGUUUUGUCUGUGGAAUCUUACAUACAACUGGCACUUUUUCAGUCCUGUUUUGUUCUAAUGUGAUCAACCAAUUCUUCUGUGACAUUCCACAGUUGCUAAAACUAUCCUGCUAUGGCUUCAAUCAAUUUGAAAUUGGAGUUCUCGCGGUCCAUAGCUUGGUUGGACUAGGUUGUUUUACUUUUAUUAUUGUAUCUUAUGCCAUGAUUUUCAAGGCAGUGCUAAUAAUCCCUUCUGAACAAGGAAGGCAAAAAGCCUUAUCCACUUGUAUGCCCCACCUCACAGUAGUAUUUAUGCUUUUUUUAACUGGAUGCUUUGGCUAUCUGAGACCUUCCUCUGACACCCCAACUUACUUAAAUUUUGGAUUGACUCUUAUGUAUUCUAUUCUUCCGCCUCUGUUCAAUCCAAUCAUGUAUAGUAUGAGAAAUAAGAAUAUUAGAUUUGUCCUUUCUAAAUUGUGGAGAUUCUGA
This is a messenger RNA of Pantherophis guttatus, 915 nucleotides long. Its product is annotated as olfactory receptor 14A16-like. Lineage: Eukaryota; Metazoa; Chordata; Lepidosauria; Squamata; Colubridae. Gene Ontology annotation, cellular component: membrane. The record is from RefSeq and is a predicted model, not a curated record. Gene Ontology annotation, molecular function: olfactory receptor activity; G protein-coupled receptor activity. Gene Ontology annotation, biological process: G protein-coupled receptor signaling pathway.